Molecule: messenger RNA, 1152 nt
Organism: Sporisorium graminicola
Lineage: Eukaryota; Fungi; Basidiomycota; Ustilaginomycetes; Ustilaginales; Ustilaginaceae
Exons: 3
Coding region: 1-1152 (383 amino acids)
Biological process (GO): L-leucine biosynthetic process
Cellular component (GO): cytosol
Molecular function (GO): NAD binding; magnesium ion binding; 3-isopropylmalate dehydrogenase activity
Source: RefSeq, a predicted model, not a curated record
AUGAUGCAAAACAACGGCAAUGGCGCGCUGCCCAAGGCGUACAAGAUCAUGAUCCUGCAAGGAGAUCACAUAGGUCCCGAAAUCAUGGCAGAGGUGUUGCCACUCUUCGACCUCGUCCAGUCGCGCUACGACAUCAAGAUCGAGGCAGUCGAACGUCUGAUCGGAGGCGUAUGCCUUGAUCAGCACGACUGUCCCAUUCAGCAAAGCACACUGCAAGAAGCAUCGAGUUGCCAUGCUAUUCUCCUAGGAAGCGUCGGAGGUCCCAAGUGGGAUGUUGGCGACUCGAGCAGAAGACCAGAGACAGGCAUCUUGCGAAUGCGCAAGCAUCUCAACCUCUAUGCUAACGUGCGACCUGCCAAGAUCAUAUCGGAACGCCAGCUCAAGCUCAGCUCUCUCAAGGACGACGUGGUGCGCGGCGUCAACAUCAUCACUCUGCGAGAAAACGCAGGAGGCAUCUAUUUUGGCAAGAAGCAAGAGCCAGAUCAACAAGCCACGAAAGCCUCAGACCUCUGCGAAUACACGCGCGAGGAAGUGGUCCGGCUCACCCAUGUCGCAGCAGCCUUGUCUCUCGCCAAUGAUCAAGACCCGCUGCCCAUCAUCUCGGUCGACAAGGCCAAUGUCAUGGCUACAUCGCGUCUCUGGCGCCAAGUCGUCACAGAAACGAUCCGCGAUGAGUAUCCCCAGCUCAUCGACAAGCUCAGCCACCAUCUAGUCGACUCAGCUGCCAUGGUGCUGGCACGCGAUCCGCGAAAGCUCAAUGGCGUUAUCCUGACCGAGAAUCUCUUUGGCGACAUUCUCAGUGAUCUGACCUCGGUCAUCCCAGGUUCACUCGGCCUCCUCGGAUCUGCCGAGCUCGAUGCUCCACCGACUCUUUCUCGAGAUGGCCGACUGCCCGUGGGGGUGUAUCAGCCCGUCUCGGGAUCGGCACCCGAUAUCGCUGGCAAGGGCAUCGCUAACCCCAUCGGCAUGUUCGAGUCGUUCGGACUCAUGUGCCGAUGGUCGCUUGGUCUGCCAGAGCCGGCUGAUGCCAUAGACAGCGCCAUCAAGAAGAGCCUUGAGACAGGACAAUGCACGCGAGACGUUGGAGGCACGUUGUCCACCAAGGAAGCCGGAAGCUUGUUGCGACAAUGGAUCCAAGAGGCCUUGUCGUGA